GAGGGGGCGCAUUCCACAGCCCCUUGCUUCCUGGGAGGGUGCUGCUCGGGGAGGGAUGGAGGCUCCCGGCUUCCGGUCGCGGAGUGGGGAUCCGUGAUCGUAGAAUUUAGUCCCGACGGACGGUCUUUGGAGUUUGGGAGGGGGAGACUUUGCCAAACUCUACCCCGAAGCCGAGGUCUGUGCAGUCAGGCCCUGGGUCAAAUGCCUGUGUGGCCUUGGCUGAGCCUCAGACUCCCAAGUUCCCGGCUCUCUAAGGAGAGUAGGGUCUCUGCCAGCUGGGGAGAGCCAGGGGUUCCUUGUUCCCACAGCCACGACGCAUUUCUCAAAAUGGAGCCUCACUUGCCCCUCCUUCUGUAGCCCCGGAGAGGGAGCCGGCUGGCCAGGGAGCCGGCUGCCCGGCAAGGCCUGACUUCCAGGCCUGACUUCACCCACCUGGCAGCCCUGUGGAUCCGUGGGCUUUGGCCGCGUGGGUCUGGCCCGGCCGCUGGUCUGUUCAUCCCCUCUCUCCCGAGUGGACCUCCAGACUCUCCGACUCUUUGUCUCUGACUUCUUCUGUCGACAAUCACCCUCCCCAGGCCGCGCUCUGGGCCCUCGCAGCCCGGAAGGGCACACAGAUCUCCCAGGGCCUGGAAGGAGGGUGACCCAGAGGCCCUUUGCUCAAGCCUGGUGUUGUGUGGUGGUCCCAGGUCCCAGCUCUGUUGGGACGCCUGAGGAUUCACUCUGUAGCUGACUGACCUCCUGCAUCUCCACAAUGUACUCAGCCUGCACCUCCAGGGCCUCCGUGUCCAUCCACUGGAGGGUUGCCCUGGAGGCCCCUGGCCUGGCCUGAGCCUCAGCCACCAUGGCCAUUGUGCACACUGUACCUAUGCCACUGGAGCCCACUCCUGAGGCUGCCACCACCCCACAAACUCCAGCCAUGGGCAGUGUGAGUAGUCUGAUCUCCGGCAGGCCCUGCCCCGGAGGGCCAGCUCCUCCCCGCCACCAUGGCUCCUCAGGGCCCACCUUCUUCCGCCAGCAAGAUGGGCUGCUACGGGGCACCUAUGAAGCACAGGAGCCUCUGUGCCCAACGGUGCCACCCAGGAAGGCCAUCCCUGGCCCCAGUUUUACCUACAUCAACGAGGACUUCCGGACAGAGUCACCCCCCACCCCAAGCAGUGAUGCUGAGGACACCCGAGAACAACGGGCACGGAGCGCUCACCUCUGCGGCCCCCCACCCAAGCUCAUCCCUGUUUCUGGAAAGUUGGAGAAGAACAUGGAGAAAGUCCUGAUCCGCCCCACGGCCUUCAAACCAGUGCUGCCCAAGUCUCGAGGGGCCCCCUCCCUGCCUGGCUUCCUGGGUCCUCGGGCCACUGGGCUGUCUGGGAGCCAGGGCAGCCUGACACAGCUGUUUGGGGGCCCUGCCUCCUCAUCCUCUUCCUCCUCCUCAUCCUCCUCGGCUGCUGACAAACCCUUGGCACUGAGCGGCUGGGCCAGUGGCUGCCCAUCGGGGACACUGUCUGACUCGGGUCGAAAUUCUUUGUCCAGCCUGCCCACCUACAGCACCAGUGGUGCUGAGCCAGCCACCAGCUCUCCAGGCAGACACCUGCCCUCCCACGGCCCCGGGCGAGGGCCACUGCCUGGGGCAGCCCGAGGAGCCCCUACUGGGCCUUCCCACUCGGACAGUGGCCGGUCUUCCUCCAGCAAGAGCACAGGCUCUGGUGGCGGCCGUGUAGCUGGAAGUCUCCUGGGCAGCGGGCCCCAGGCCUCCCCUGACAGCAGCUCCUGUGGGGACCGCUCCCCACCACCCCCUCCCCCACCCCCGCCAUCGGAUGAGGCCCUGCUGCACUGCGUCCUGGAAGGGAAGCUCCGAGACCGGGAGGCCGAGCUGCGGGACAGUCUGGAUGAGAGCGAGGCCACCGUGUGCCAGGCAUUCAGUGAGCAGUCACGGCACUGGUGGAGAGAGCGCGAGGCCCCACGGGAAGACUGUGCAACCCAGGCACAGCGGGCCAGGAGGACCCAGCAGCUGCUGCAGCUGCAGGUGCUCCAGCUGCAGCAAGAGAAGCGGCAGCUGCAGGACGACUUUGCCCAGCUGUUGCAGGAGCGGGAGCAGCUGGAACGUCGGUGUGCCACCUUUGAGCAGGAACAGCGGGAGCUUGGGCCCCGGCUGGAGGAGACCAAGUGGGAGGUGUGCCAGAAGUCAGGCGAGAUCUCCCUGUUGAAGCAGCAGCUGAAGGAGUCUCAGGCAGAGCUUGUCCAGAAGGGCAGCGAGCUGGUGUCGCUACGGGUGGCCCUGCGGGAGGCCCGGGCUGCCCUGCGGGUCAGUGAGGGCCGUGCACGGGGCUUGCAGGAAGCGGCCCGAGCCCGGGAGCUGGAGCUGGAGACCUGUUCAAAGGAGCUGCAGCGGCACCGCCAGGAGGCUGAGAGGCUCCGGGAGAAAGCUGGGCAGCUGGACCUGGAGGUGGCCGGACUCCGGGAGCCCUCUGUGCCGCCUGCCACUGCUGACCCAUUUCUCCUGGCCGAGAGUGAUGAGGCCAAGGUACAGCGGGCAGCAGCCGGGGCAGGAGGGAGCCUGCGGGCCCAGGUGGAGCGGCUGCGGGCUGAGCUGCAGCGGGAGCGGCGGAGGGGUGAGGAGCAGCGAGAUAGCUUCGAGGGAGAGCGGCUGGCCUGGCAGGCGGAGAAGGAGCAGGUGAUCCGAUACCAGAAGCAGCUCCAGCACAACUACAUCCAGAUGUACCGACGCAACCGGCAGCUGGAGCAGGAGCUGCAGCAGCUCAGCCUGGAGCUGGAGGCCCGGGAGCUGGCCGAACUGGGCCUGGCUGAGCCAGCCCCCUGUAUCUGCCUAGAGGAGAUCACUGCCACUGAAAUCUAGGGUGCCACCUCUGCAGAGAACUCUGCUUCAGGCCCUGGGGUCCACCGAGCAUCCCGAAGUCCAAGGGACUCCAGAGCCACUCAUCUCCUGGGAAACAGGCCUGUGUGGCUCUGUGCCCAGGAGAAACAAAAGCAGACCACUCCACAGCUACCAUUUCCACUGUCCCCCAGAGGCUCCUAACACUCCUCUCUCUCUCUGUCUCUCUCUCUCUCUCCCUCCCUCCCUCCCUCCCUCUACACACACACACACACACCCCAGCUGCUGCCUGUCCUGUCAGCCCCCAACACUUGCCCACCCACUCUAGCCCAGAAGCUGGGGGGAAGUGGGGGGUGUCUCAUCUUCACAUGCACCCUACCCCAAAGCUAAGAGAGCCAGAUGGCACCAAAUGUGCCUGCCCCUGCCCAUGGCGGGGGACAGGGCUGGGACUGGGCCUGAUCCCCAAGUCCCGGCUCUGCAGCCUUUCUCCUGGGCGGGAGGGGGCUGAAGUCAGACCAAAGGAAGAACUCAGAGAUGUCUUGUUUAUUUGUGUUUGUGACCUUCCCAGUACCCAGAUUUAUGGCCUCAUUUUCACUUGUAUAUUUUUCACACUGUAAAUUUCUUGUAAAAACCCAAAGAAAAAAUUUUUAAAAAAAUUUUUUUAAAGUGAC
Molecule: messenger RNA, 3495 nt
Organism: Cavia porcellus (domestic guinea pig)
Lineage: Eukaryota; Metazoa; Chordata; Mammalia; Rodentia; Caviidae
Gene: Lzts2
Product: leucine zipper tumor suppressor 2
Exons: 5
Coding region: 842-2848 (668 amino acids)
Biological process (GO): negative regulation of canonical Wnt signaling pathway
Source: RefSeq, a predicted model, not a curated record